Messenger RNA from Clarias gariepinus (North African catfish), 1040 nucleotides. RefSeq names its product p53 and DNA-damage regulated 1 (gene pdrg1). Gene Ontology annotation, biological process: protein folding. The transcript is spliced from 5 exons. Gene Ontology annotation, cellular component: prefoldin complex. The record is from RefSeq and is a predicted model, not a curated record. NCBI's taxonomy places the organism in Eukaryota, Metazoa, Chordata, Actinopteri, Siluriformes, Clariidae. Bases 44 to 436 code for a protein of 130 amino acids.
CGGGACUUAUUUUGCGGCUGCACACGCUUCACACAGGAGCAGGAUGGAGUGUGAGAGAGCGCUCGAGCUCCUGAUGGAGGUGGAAGUCGCGGCUGAAGAUGUGCUCAGUGAUAAACAGCAGAUUGUUGAACUCGAUGCGAGAAGAAACAGAAACCGAGAAGCGAUGAAUGCUCUAAAGACCAGCAGCGAGGAUGAGGACAAAGUGAAGGUUUGCUUUGGGAACAUGUUCAUUAAAUUCCCCAAGGAGAGCACCAAAUCCAUGAUACAGAAAGAUCAGGAGCAGCUCGAUCAGGAAAUAAACGACCUCCGGAAAGGUCUCAAAGCAAAAGUAAACCGGCUUAAUGAUUUACAAGGGAAGCCUGAUCUGAGAGGAUACAACCUGUCUCCACUGACCGGCGAUGAACUCAAGGCUAUUAAUAACGUCCUAAAGAGAUGAUCAGUUUUAAUUUAACCUAAUAAAUGUGAGCAAGAUGUGGGACAUGGGGUCAUUAUAAUAAUAUUAACAUGAUGAUGAUUAAGGUGAAUGCAUCACUGUGCACCUUGCAGUGAUACUCUGACGGAAAUGCAAAAAAAAUAAAAAAGCACUGCACGGUGUCACUUGAAAGCUGCUGUUUUUCACACCAUAUCUCUAAAUUCUGUUUUGUUCUGGUUCAGAGAUGAGUGCCGUAGUUUGCACACCCUCACUAGGUAGAGAUGACCUGAACAAGACAUUGAUAUUUACUGAUGUUCCUUCAUUGUUACACAAAUAAAAAGAGGAUGAAAAGGAUAGAAACAUCUGCUGUAAUGGAUCUGUCUGACAUACUUAUAAUGUAUCCUGCUAUUUGUUUUGGAUGUUCUUGCAAAUCCUUUUGGUAUGUUUUUCUCCUUUUAGUUCUGUUUCGUCAGAUUUUUUGUAUUUUUAUGCCUCUGACAAAACAAUUCUAAUGUCUCAAUAUUCAUGAACACCAUCUCCUGUUCUGUAAAAGGUCAGACUGUUUGCGAAUUUAGUUUUCCCCCCUCGUCAACAGAUGUUUUAUUUAUAAAAGGAGUCUCCAGUGUCA